Messenger RNA from Vitrella brassicaformis, 2041 nucleotides. The record is from the annotation of a GenBank genome assembly. NCBI's taxonomy places the organism in Eukaryota, Vitrellaceae.
CACAACGAAUGCAUGAACGCACGGACUCAUGUACAUUUGUCUGCGUGCUCAACAAGAGCCACCAAUUGCAUUGUCUGUCGUCUGCGAUUCUGUCCUGUGCCACUUGACACACAAGCUCAUUCAUGCCUCGAAAUGGUAAUCCGCCUCCUGACAGAACAAAAGACGACCAGACACACGCACCAAAACAGACACAUGCACCACACGUAACACAUGGAUGUGCAUAUCAUCCCUCACCUUGCUGGCUCUGAACGCUUCGGCAGCCACUCUGGCCUCCUCGACGUUGCCAUUGUAGUUCUUCGGGUUGAAGUAGGCGUACCGCUGCUGCGCGCCCUCGUACCACGUGACCACCCACCUCUUCCUCGCCUUCCCCCAGCUGACACCCGUCACCUCGCUGCGCGGCACGCCCUCCUUCGCCUUGCCCUUGCCGUUCCUGCGCGGCCCGUAGCCGGCCCACAUCUCACGCGCUGCUUCUUCUGCCAGUGCCUGAUAACCAAAAACGUCAUUUGUCCCUCCUCCAAUGCCUACCCAUUACGUGUCUCUCGUCUUUCCACCUGUGCCUGUUCAGGUGGGAGGUGUCGUGUGAUCUUGAACAGACGCCCUGGGAUUUUGCCCCUCUGGUUGUUUGGUGGUUGUGCAAGCCAGGCGUUGUCGCGUUUGACGAACGACACUCCCGGUACGUCGGACUUGUACACACCUGAUGAGAUCACGGCCUUCCCCUUGGGCUUGCCGGUGCCCAGGGGGUGGGGCGUGGGGUUGGUGAUGUACACGCGAUGCUGUCCGCAGUGACGCAUGGCCAUGUCACGAUCCGAUCGCGGCGGCAUGACUGAACACACAACACACACACACACGCCAACCGCCGUGGGGCUCUGAUGAUUGUCACCCGCGCCCCAUUACCUAUCUUGUCAUCCUUGUGUUGCUCUUUCUUCAGCUCUUUCUCCAACAUCUCGGGAACGUCGGCAAGUCGAACACGGUCCCUCUGUGGAUUGACGCAUCCAGGGAUGUGCCAUGUUGCGGGCCUUUGUUUUUCUGGAGUCAUAUUACCCUCAAUCUCUGUGCGAUGGUCCCUCCCUCCCUAUCCGCCGCGCCGACCUGGCCCUCAGAGCUCACGCAAUCACGACCCUCCUGCACACACAGACCCACACACACCACCCACACACCAACACAGAUCACACCACCACCACCCCCUUCCCCCCCCCCCCACACACACAAAGGCUGUUGACGUGUGUGUUAGUGUGCUGUGGUGGUGUGUGGUCGCCUGAUGGAUCAUUGUCUCACUGGUGCGUCAGCGUCUGUGUGUGGCUGCCGUGCAGUCGUCUGUGGUACCUGCUUUGGGCUGUCGACGCCCGUGUGUGUGUUGGACAGGUAGUAGCGGUUGUUGCCCUUCUUGACGAUGAAGCAUGCCGCCACCAACUCAUCCAAACAAUCUGACCACGGAAACAUACACACGGAGGGAGAGAGGGAUGUGUGUGAGUGUGUGUGAGUGUGUGUGAAGGUGUGUAGUGUGGGUGUGUGCCGUUGCGAACCGUCCAUCUGUUGCUGUGUGUGGUUAGGGAAUGCCUCCAACAGCUUCUUCUUGACUGCACUCACACACACGUCAAGUGAAUGGCAAUUGGUGGCUGGCUGUUUCCUGCCAGGCACCAUCGGGGCUAUGUGGUCGCUUCUUGCGGUUGCGGGGCUUCUGCGGCUGGUCGUCUGCGAUCUCCUCCCCCGCCCCAUUCAUGUGGAUGUCAUCAGCGUCAUGAUCAUCAUCGCGGCUCGGGGCAGACGACGAUGCCACGGCCAGUGUGGGGUGCUCUGCGAGGCGUGGGCUGCGGCGGGGCGGGGGAGGGGCGGAUGCAGCUGUGUGCAAUGUGGGCGGGUGGUUGAGCUCCACCGUCUGCGCAUCCACCUCCAUCGGGGCCGCACCAGCAGCAUCAUCAUUCAUGGUGGGUUGCUGUUGGGCUUCUCGCCACGCCGCAAUGAUGGCAUCGAGAUCUGGCGGAAACCUGUACCAGCGGCCUACCUCCUCAGUCAUCUGAAAGUGCGAUUACUCAGUCGAAAC